AUGCAUGGCAGGAAUGGUGAGCUGUGUGCUGUGUGCCAUGUGGCCAAUGCGGUGCACACAUGUAGCAACUGUGCUGCCAGCUGUGCAACGGAAGAGGAAGGGGCCACCGUUGCCUUCACGAUGAAUGUGACGACACAUAAAUACGCCGGCCCUUAUGAAUUGUGGCGGCGUCAAUUUCUCCCGAUGGAACCAUCCAUCCGCCUGCACGGAGCAGCGAUACUGACCAGACGGGCAUCUGUCAGUUGCCGCCACCCCGUGAAGGGAAGGAUGACACAAAAUCUGGUGGGACAACUGCGCCGCAAGUUAAUGCUGAGCCGUCACGUCAACUCGAGGAUUGGCGACAGUCUGCGGCGGCUGACGCACCCAACACCGUCGAUCCGAGUCCCGCAUCCAACACGGCGACCAACACGUCCGAGAAAAAGCUUGAGUUUGCCACCAAUUCGAGCGAAAUGA
Trypanosoma cruzi is the source of this 453-nucleotide messenger RNA. RefSeq lists its product as uncharacterized. The coding region runs from base 1 to 453 and encodes 150 amino acids. NCBI's taxonomy places the organism in Eukaryota, Euglenozoa, Kinetoplastea, Trypanosomatida, Trypanosomatidae. The transcript has a single exon. The record is from RefSeq and is a predicted model, not a curated record.